Molecule: messenger RNA, 13361 nt
Organism: Micropterus dolomieu (smallmouth bass)
Lineage: Eukaryota; Metazoa; Chordata; Actinopteri; Centrarchiformes; Centrarchidae
Gene: myo15aa
Product: myosin XVAa
Exons: 65
Cellular component (GO): cytoskeleton; myosin complex
Molecular function (GO): ATP binding; cytoskeletal motor activity; protein binding
Source: RefSeq, a predicted model, not a curated record
AUGCCACCUAAAAAAGGUGACCCAAAAUCAGCUGCCAAGAAAGGCAAGUCAGAGGAGCCAAAGAAGGGAGGAAAGGAUGAUAAAAAGGGAGGUAAAGAUGACAGAAAAGAAGACAAGAAAGAUGACAAGAAAGGAGGGAAGAAAGCAGAGGAGCCACCAGCUAAGGGGAAAGGGAAGGAUGAUGGAAAGAAGGGAAAGGGGAAAAAACCUGUCAGCGAGUCAGAGGAGGAGUCAGAGGAAGAGUCAGAGGAGAUGUCUACUGAUGAAGAUGAGGAAGAUGACAGUGAAGAAGAGGUAGUUUCUAAAAAGCCAGCAAAGGUAGAUAAAGGGAAAGGAAAAACAGCUCUAAAAGGUGCAUCUAAGGCCAUGGCUGUAAAGGGGUUUAAGCCUCCUCCUAAACACUCACCUGUUGAUGAGGAGGAAGAGAAUGGGGGGGCCCAGACAAAGAAAGGGAUGGGUGCCAUAAACCUGAAAAAGAUGAGUGAUGUUAACAUCAAAGGAGCCUCCAAGGCCAUGAUAGGCUUUGCUGCAGAGGGACAGAAGAAGAACACAGGUGGAGCAAAAGCAGAAAAGGCAGAUCCUAGGUCUCACCUCAAAGGAGCCUCCAAAGCCCUCACAGGCCUCACAGGGAAGUCCUCUCCUUUUAGCUUUCCCUCUAAACAACAGCAGCCAGAGAAAGCAAAACCAAAGAGAAACCUUAAAAGCACCUCCCGUCUCUUCCUACGACUCUCCAAGAAAAACAAGCCCUCUGCUGGUGGUAAACCACUUCUGGGCGCCAGCAAGCUAUUUGCUGGGUUUGGGGCUAAAUCACCUUCCGCUGAUAAAAAGCCAGGUCUGUCUGGCUUCAGCUUGUUUAAUAAAAAAGAUGGCGCUACAAAAGAAACCCCACCACCUAAAAAGACUAUAAAUCUAUCCAGUUUAGGAGGCAAGGGGAAAAUGGCAACAGAGGCAAAGGGACUGGGAGGGAAAUUCAAAGGAAUGUUUGGAAAAAAGAAUGCAGGAUCAGGGUUUAAGGAUAAAAGCUGGAUGGUAGGAAGGAUAGCUGCAGCAACUAACUGGUUGACAGGGAGGUUCCUAACUGCUAAGGGCCAAGGUCGGCUGGGGGCACCAGCACGAGGACGGGAACGAAAGCACCUGUCAUUUGCUAACAGGAACACUAGAGGAAGACAGACACAUCAUUACGAUGAAGCCUAUGAGUAUGAUGAUGAUGAGUAUGGAUAUGAGGAAGAUUACCAUGACAGGUGGAGACCUAGAGGCUUCCUGAGACAACCCAUGACCUAUGACCCAUAUGACCCAUAUGGAGAAGAAAUGGAUUACUAUGAUGAUGAUGAGUGGGAAGAUGAAUAUGGUUACUAUGAUGAAGAGGACAACUUUUAUUAUGAUGAUGAGUUUUACUAUGAUGAUGACGUGGAUUACUACAGUUACCCAUAUGACUAUUAUGAUGAUGAGUAUGAAGAGUACUAUGGUGAUGAAGGGAUGGAGUAUUAUUAUGGUGAAGAUGGAAUGCUGUAUGCAAUGGAGCCAGAGCCAUACGGUUACUAUGAAAGUGCCAUGGAUGACCCCUAUGACCCUGAGCUGUAUGGAGAUUACUUUGACCACAAUAUGGGUAUCUAUGGGAUGUCAGACCCAUAUGGCAUGAUGGGUGGUGGUUAUGAUGUUGUGCCAGGCCUAUAUAAUGACCCAAUGCUGGGAUAUAUAGACCCUGCUGCUAUUUCUAACUCCUAUCAGCAACCUUUCUAUAUGGAUGCUGGGCUGCAUCCAGCUGAGACGGGACAGCUAUAUAGACAGGAGCAGCUGUCUUACCCUCUCGCUGAGCCAAUUUCAGCAGAGCAGUUCAGGGUCCCCAGGCCCCAGGUUAGGCUAUUUGGAAAAGACAGACUAGACGUGGAAACCCUACCACCUCCUCCUCAUUCUCAUGCCUCCUCUCCAAUGUUUCCCCCUCCCUCCCCAGGUCAUGCCCUCAACAAUCUGGCAAUUAUGUCAGAUAUGCAUUAUGAGCAGUCCCUCCCCACAUACCUUCCUGCACAGCCCUACUACCCCACUGUCAUGAACCAACAACAAACCCCCAUUCUUACUAGACAAACCCCUUCGCCAACACCUAAGAUCAUUCAACAGGAGCACUUCUCUCUGCCUCAGCCUACUCACCCUCCUUUCUCUGUUUUUCCAAGUCACUUGUCCCAAUCUCCCUUACCACCACAAUUGGCUCCACAAAUGCACCAACCCCAAGACCCACAAAUGUUCCAGAUGGGGCAAAUGUUACCAAUGGUCCCACGAAGACAGCCACAGAUGCCUCCACUGAUGCAUUCACCAAUGCAUUCACCAGUGGCCUCACCUAGGCCAGUGCGACGAAUGAGUCCCAUUCCAUCCCCUCAGCUGUCACUGAGGCCAGGAUCAGCUAGGGCAAUGGCACCUCCUUCUCCCCGCCUCUCACCACAUCACAUGGACUUCCAAACAGGCAUCCAGACAGACCCCCACCUCUCCCCUCGCUUCCAUCGGAGAGGGCUCACUAACCGGGCUUCAAUGGCAGGCCAAAGGCCAACUUCCGUACUUGACAGGCAGAGACCACCCAGCCCACCUGCUUCUCCACCACACCACAGGAGAGGGAUGUUAGCUAGAGCUCAGCCAUCCCUAACAAGAGGACGGGGGAGAAUUGGGCUGAGCAGGGCUCCAUCAACUAUCCGACCCCAGUCCCCACUUUCUAGCCCCCUAGCUUCACCCCAGGGAUCACUGAGGAAGAGAUCAAGCCCACCAACUUCCCCAAGACUCUCUUUCAGACAGAAACCCCCUCCGGAGGCAGUGCCUCUGCCAUCUACCAGACCGCAUUUGUUCAAAGCUAGAAAACAAACGUCCAAGAUGAGACGUUCUCCCUCUCCUCCCCUACCAUCCCCACAAAGACAGAGUCCCCCUCUACGUGAGAGAUCUCAGUCCCCUCCCCAAACCUUCCGCCCAACCUCCCCCCAUCGUCCUCCCUCUCCUUCCCCAUCAGGCAUCAGUAGUCGCCCCCUCCCCACCCGUUCAUCUACUCGCAGGCUGAGAGGUGGUGCUGGAGGUCGAAGUCACGUGCCCAUGGGGGCUGUGAAACCCUCCCCAGCUAACCCCUAUUUACAGAGACGCAGUAGACAUGGACCCCCUGUCACUCAGCACGUAGCCCCAUUCAGGUCCUCUGUACACAGUGGCCCAGCUCCUCCCUCAGGACAGAUGGGGGGUGUAGGUGGUUCAACUAUGUUAGCCAGGACAGGCUCCCGUCCUACAGGGUUAAGGGAGUCAACGCGACAUGGUACUCCUCAAGGAGGCUUCCACAGACCUGUCGGUAGAGGCCAGCCGCUAGUCCGAAUGUCCAGAAACCAGCCCUCUCUUCAAUCUAGGCAGUCAUUCAGAGCUCCUCCCCCAGUGCCUCCUGUCUCUCCACAGCCUUCUUUGAAACACAGUGGCCCUAUUUCCCCCCAGCCAUCAGUGCGUAGGCUGCAGAGUAGACCUCCUUCUCCACAACCACUGCACCGUCAAUCUCCCCUGCCUUCCCGUUCAGCCUCUCCCAUGCACCAUAUAUCUCACCCGCCGUCCCCCUUUCCACACAGGGCUAUGAGUCCCCAGAAUGCAGGGCCAACAUCUUUUCAACCUACAGGACCUCACCCCAGCCUUUCUCCUGGUACUCUCCCACCAUCUCACAGUAUCACCCAGUAUGACUACACAAUGAUGGAGCCAGGCCCAUCCCCAAUGCUUACAAAUGCUUUACCAAACCCCCAGUUUGUAGGUGCUCCCUUUCCUCCCUCUCCUAUCAAUUCCUUCAUCCCUCAUUCAACCACUGCUUACUCUUCUCCUUUGCAGAGAUCCUCUUCCCCCCAAACACAGUAUGAAGUCUACUCUCAAAACCUCCCUCAAACUGCACCCUUAUCACCUUAUCUGGGACACAGGCCCCAGAACCCUUAUCUGCAGAAUGCCAGCAUCACCACACCUUUACAAAGAAGCCCUUCCCCCAUACCCGGGGGUCAGGGCGAGAUAUCAGCUGAUGUACAGGUGAGCCAGGGGUUGAGCCCAUAUUCCACUAUUGGUCUAUCCAAUGCUUUGACACAGAACUCCCACCUGCGCAGCACCUCCUACUCAUCUCCUCUAUUACGCAAUGCCAACCUCUAUACAGCUGUCCUCUCUCCCCCACAGGUAGCAGCCCCUCCUGCCCCCUCUAUACCCUCCUCCCCACACUUGUCUUCUGCUAUGCUUACCUCUCAGCUGCGCAAUGCUUCCUUUACCUCACCCCUUCAGCGACACCUCUCUCCCACGUCUCUUGCCUCUCCUGUCCCUGCACCCACCACAUCUCAACAAGGUAUAAUCAGAGGUUCCUCCUCACUUUUCUCUGGUGGACUGAGGACCUCCCAAAUUCAGGGAUCCAUGUUCAGGCUUCCAAGUGGCACUUUGACAAUGUCUCAGGGACCUCUUGAGCUUCCAACUACCACUGAUGUUGGAGGUGGUGUCAGUGGUGGUGGGAGGGUGUCACCCUCUAUGCUCUCCAAUGCCCUGCAGAACUCAAGCCUACGUAAGACCACCUAUAGACUACCUGAUGGCUCAUUUGUCACCAGAACUGAACCUGUUGAACCUUCUUUAGGUCCAUCACCCCUCUCAUCCUCUAUGCUGUCCUCUGCCUUGCUCAAUCCAAGUUUGCGACAGGCCACAUAUCGAUUGCCUGAUGGCACUCUUGUCACCAGGACAGAGCCCACACCUGCACCCUCCCCUUCCUCAUCUAUGCUUUCUUCUGCACUUUUGAACCCCAAUUUACGUAAAGCCACAUACAGGCUGCCAGAUGGAACUUUGGUUACAAGAAACGAGCCAGCACCGGAACCUGUCACCCCUUCCUCCUCUAUGCUCUCCUCUGCUCUUCUCAAUCCUAAUGUUCGCAAGGCAUCUUAUAGAUUACCAGAUGGUUCCAUUCUAAAACGUCCAGAUGAGGAGACACAGAAUGCUGAGACUACAGUCUCAUCACCGGGGUUAUCAAGCGCCCUAAUGAAUGCUAACCUGCGUAAGGCAAAGUUUCAGCUCCCAGAUGGAUCAGCAUUGUUUUCACGAAACCAAACCCAAGCUCCCACCUCUGGCUCCUCUGGUCCUCUCCUUUCUGGUGCCAUGCUUAACACAAACCUCCGUGGUGCCUCCUACAGACUCCCAAGCACAUCACUAUUAAGGCAGCCUGGUUCUGUUGAUACCUCUGAGUCACGCUCCCUCGACCUUUCAAAGGCUCUCCGCAACCAGAACCUCCGAUCUGCCACCUACCGUUUGCCAGAUGGAACUCUGAUGACCCCCUCUCAACCAAGUACUGCACCCCGCACACUUGACUUGUCUAAUGCUUUGUCAAGGAACCCAAACCUUCGUGGGGCAAAGUACCGUCUCCCCGAUGGUAAUAUCAUGACACGGCUUGGUGCCCCUAGCACCCCAGAACCUCGCACACUUAACCUCUCUGGUGCCCUGCAGAACCCUCAUCUCAGGGGUGCCACUUUCCGCCUACCUUCCUCAUAUGCUGUAGUGUCACCCCAGGUCCAGGGAUCCAACCCUGAACAGCACUGGGCACAGGGCUCCGGGGUUGAAGGCUUGGGACUGCAGCAAGAAAUGGAUAUGUGGGGUGCAGAGAGGGUUCUACCUCACGGGACAGUGCAGAACCUCAAUAAGUGGUCCAUGUAUAGAGACGGGGAGCUCCUUGAUCCCUACAGCCUGAUGGGCCAAGGACAUGUGGGGCAUGAACCAGGGGAGUGGAAUCUCAGCAGGGAGGGGGAACCACAGGGGCACUGGUUUGACAAGAUGUACUCAAUCAGAAGCCUGCCCACCAUGACUCACCGGGAGCAACGUGAGGAAGAUGGAGUGGAAGAUAUGACACAGCUAGAGGAGAUGCAUGAAGGGGCUGUUCUGCUUAACCUGAGGAAAAGAUUUGAGAGGGAGCUUAUUUAUACGUACAUAGGUAGUAUCCUGGUGUCUGUGAACCCCUAUAAGAUGUACAACAUCUAUGGGACGGACAUGGUACUGCUGUACAAGGGUCAUGCUCUUGGAGAGAACCCUCCGCAUUUGUUUGCCAUAGCAAACUCUGCUUAUUCCAAAAUGAUGGAUGCCAAACACAACCAGGUCAUAAUAAUCAGUGGAGAGAGCGGAUCUGGGAAAACAGAGGCGACCAAACUAGUCCUCCGCUACCUAACAGCAAUACACCACAAAAGCAAUCUUGCACAACAGAUUGAGAUACUUGAGGCAGCUCCUCUGCUGGAAUCAUUUGGAAAUGCCAAAACUGUACGGAACGAUAAUUCCAGUCGCUUUGGGAAAUACAUAGAGGUCUUUCUGGAGGAGUGAGUAUGAAAUAAAUACACAACAGUUCCAUUCUCAAAAAAGCUUUCUCAUUUUCCCCUUCAGGCCAAAGAUGAGAGGAACUAUCACAUCUUCUACGAGAUGCUGGCAGGUCUCCCCUCGCAGCAGAAGCAGGCUUUCUAUCUUCAAGAGGCUGAGACCUACUAUUAUCUCAACCAGGGAGGAAAUUAUCAGAUAAAAGGAAAGAAUGAUGCAGAGGACUUCCUGCGUCUGCUUGCUUCCAUGGAGAUCCUUCACUUCACCCCUGAAGACCAGUCGGCCAUCUUUCGAGUUCUUUCUUCCAUACUGCACCUGGGCAACAUCUACUUUCAGAGAUAUGAGGCUGAUGGCCAGGAGGUGGCGUCAGUAGUGAGUGCUCAGGAGAUCAGAGUGGUGGCAGAGUUGCUGCAGAUCUCUCCAGAGGGACUACAGAAAGCCAUCACCUACAAAGUCACAGAGACAAUGAGGGACAAGAUUCACACCCCACUGACUGUGGAAAGUGCUGUCGAUGCCAGAGAUGCUGUUGCCAAGAUCCUGUACUUGCUGCUCUUCCGUUGGUUAACAGAGAGGAUCAACGCUCAGGUGUAUCCCCACCAACACACCCUCUCCAUCUCUAUCCUGGACAUUUACGGAUUUGAGGAUCUAGCCUUCAACAGCUUUGAGCAGCUUUGCAUUAAUUAUGCAAAUGAGUACCUGCAGUUCUUCUUCAACAGAAUCAUAUUCAGGGAAGAACAGGAGGAAUACAGCCGGGAACAGAUCCCAUGGCAGGACAUCCCAUUCAGUGACAACCAGCCUUGCAUUGACCUCAUUGCCGCUAAGCCUCAUGGGAUACUGAGAAUUCUGGAUGACCAGAGCUGUUUCCCACAGGCAACAGACCACACUUUCCUCCAAAAGUGUCACUAUCACCAUGGCAACAGCCCACUGUAUCUGAAGCCAAAGAUGCCCCACCCAGAGUUCACCAUCAAGCACUUUGCUGGCCGGGUCACCUACCAGGUUUACAAGUUCCUCGAUAAGAACUACGAUCAGGUCCGUCAGGAUGUCCUGGACCUGUUCAUUCAGAGCAAGAACAAGAUGGUGUCAAACCUCUUCCUGGUUCACGCAGAGGUCACGGGUCGGCAGAGAGGAGGUCACAUGAGGAAGAGCAGCACAGUCACCAGAAAAUACCAAGCCCCCACCGUCAGCAGCAAGUUCCAGCAGUCCCUGCUGGAGCUAGUGGAGAAGAUGGAGAGGUGCAACCCUUUUUUUGUUCGCUGCAUUAAGCCAAAUAAUAUGAAGCUACCAGGUGUGUUCGAGGACGACCUGGUCAGCAGCCAGCUGAGACACUCGGGUGUCCUAGAGACCAUUAGGAUCCGUAGAGAGGGGUAUCCUGUCAGAAUGCCAUUCUACGUCUUUCUGUUCAGGUAUAAGUCCCUGGUGGGGAUGCCAGAGCCUCCAGCAGCAAAUGGAGAGAACUGUGUGAUAAUGCUCAGUAAGCUGUGUCCUCUCAGACAGGGAGCCUACCACGUUGGAGUCACAAAGCUGUUUCUCAAGGAAGACAUCUACCAGUUAUUGGAAUGUAAACGGGAGCGCACCCGUCAUCUUGCUGCUCUCACCCUGCAGCGCUACACCCGCAUGUUCUUUGUCAGAAAACGCUUUGUGGCCUUUCGCAAAAAGAUCAUUGGGCUUCAGGCGCAGUGCCGAGGCUUCCUCACUAGAAAGCGCUAUGUGAAAAUGAGGGAGAGUCUUGUUCGGUUCCGCUCUCUUGUACACAUGUACGUCAACCACAAGCGAUACAUCAAGAUGAAGUUUGAAUCCCAAAGGAAAGCUGAAGAGGAGAGAAGGAGGAGAGAGAUGGAGCUGACCAAGAGGGAGGUGGUGAACGUCACACACUUGGUGAUCCCUGCAGAGCUGGGGGCGUUACUGCAGACGGCAGGAGUCAGGAGGGAGUUGCACUCAGACUGUUUGGCUCUGCUUCAAGCUCCUCAUAUCCAGGAAGAGGCUCAGCUCACUCUGCCUCUGGACAUCAACAACUACCCGUUCUACCGCUAUGUACAGAUCUACUUCAGGGAACCAAAGUUUGGGAUGUUGAUGGCACCCCUGGAGUCACCUCUUACCCGCCUAGAGGAGGACCUGAGAGGAGAAGCUCUGGAGCUCUUCAUCAUGGUAUUACGAUUCAUGGGGGACCCUCACCUGAACGGGGCACAGGAGAACAUGUUUGGGAAUUACAUAAUCCAAAGGGGCCUGUCAUCGCCAUCUCCGGGGUUACGGGAUGAGAUCCUGGCUCAGGUUGUCAACCAGGUGUGGAGGAAUGUGAACUCUGACAACGCUGAGAGAGGCUGGCUGCUGCUGCUGGCGUGUGUCUGCAGCUUCGCCCCGUCGACCAAGAUGGACAAAUAUCUACUAAAGUUUGUAUCUGACCACGCCCCUGCUGGUUGCCAGGCAUUACUGCAACACAGGCUCAUCCAAGCCAAUCAGAAGACACAGCUAGGCUCAGGCUCCGCCCCCGAGGCUGCUCGGACCUAUCCACUGUCGCUGCUGGAGUGGACAGCCAAUAGGAAGAAGGCCAACAUGGUGUUGCACAUGCACUGUCUUGAUGGAGAAUCAUUCCUGUGUCCGGUCCAUUCCUGGACCAGUGGAGAGGAUUUAGCAGGGGACAUACUGCGCCACAGGGGAGUGUCCGACUGGUGGAGGGGGAGUUCAGUUCUGAUGAAGGAGCGCGGCCAGUGGGUAGAGUUGGCGGGUCACGACUAUGUGAUGGACCUGAUUGCAGACCUGGAGCUUCCGCCUGACUUCCCAAAGCAGAAGAGCUAUUUCGUCAUCAGCACUGACGACCCUGCUAGAGUCAGAGCUAAUGCCAGUCUAGCUUUGUUUGGUGCUGGCUUUGACUCAGAUGAGGAGCUUCCUCCUGCCUUUCCUCUCAGCAGCAGCAGCAGACCAGCCUACAGUCUGCCGGACUCUGACGGUUACUACAGCCAUGUAGAGUCGGAUGCGUUCAGUGACGGUCAGACUCAGAGAGGAAUGGACCGUUACCUGGACAGUCUGUUUGACCCUGUGCUGUCAGACAGCAGCAUAGACAUGAAAAAGACUGGAAGUUUGUCAGCAAGGAUGAAGGGAGGAGGAGGCGUAGGCAUCCCAGGAGGAGGAAGAGGAGAGGGGGAGAGUCAUGCGACUCCCAGCCGGCCUUAUCCACCAGGAAUACAUCCCGGAGCUGUGCCAGUGCUUCCUGUAGCAGGAGGAAUGAUGCCACCCAUCCCUGCCAUGCCAAUCCCUUCCCACCACCAUCACCAUGAACAACACCAGCAGCAGCAGCAGCAGCAGCAGCAGCAGCUUCACCAAUACAACAGUCUCCCACAAACCUACCACCAGCAGACUUCUACGACCACUCCUGCUACACGUGUAACACCCACUCCGUCACCCUCUCUUGCACCCGCAGCUGCCCCUGCUGCUGAUAUAGAAACUGGUGUAGAAUCCCAUGUCACUGGUGUCCCCGGUCUGCCAGGGGUGCCCUUGCUCCCUGCCACGUCUGUGGUUCCAGGCUUGCCUAUGAUGACAGGUGUGCCAGGAUCAGAGCAGGCAGUACUGACUCAACAGCAACAGGCCAUAAUCAACCAGCAAGCUAUGAUUCUGGCCCAGCAGAUGACAAUGCAGGCCAUUGCGAUCCAGCAGCAGAUGUUGUCUUCCUUCCCCCCCGUUGCCCCGGCCCCCCAGUCACCACCCUCCCAGCAUCAUCACGCACACUUGCCACACGGCUCUGACACAGCCAGUCCUAACAAAGAGAGUGAAGAGUCGCCGUACAAGCCUGCUGCUGUUCAGCGAAAAACUAGUCCAACACGUGGCCCCCCUCCUGAGGACGUGGUCCGAUCCAGCGCGAGUAACACAGAACGUGUAGAUCCCAGCCACGACAUCAAAGACAUCAUCAGACAUCACCAGCCUGCCAGCACAACAACUUCUACUGGACCUGCUACACAAAGGAAAGGUGAUGGAAAGAUGUUUGCAAAGAAGCCAGACCCACAUGAUGAAGCGAUGGAGAUCCUUAAAGAUCAGAUGGCAAAUCCACCACAACCGACUCAAAGGAAGCCUCAGUCCUCUCAACAUAAACAAGAGGGAGGACUGAAGGUUUCCAAGAUGACCAAGUCUCGCCAUGAGGGUCUUGCGAGCUCCAACAUAAGCCCCGCCCCUCCUCCAGUCUCUAGAGAGUUGCCAAUAGAGGAGGAGAUUGUUCAGACUCAACUCCACAGCAGGACCAGUGAUGAAUAUUACACUUACUCCAACGUCCCCUGGAAGCUCUACAUGAGGAAAGAGGUUUUCUAUCCUAAAGAGACUUUCAACAAUCCACUGAUUCUGGACCUGAUCUUCAGACAGGUUGUACAUGAUACCUUCUCCGAGGCCUGUAUCCGCAUCACCCAGGAGGAAAGACUGAAGAUGAACGCUUUGUUUGCUGAAAACAAAGUGGAUCAGGUUUCAGGAACGCAUGAUGAGAACGUGAAGAAGAAAGUAGCCGCCAUGGCCAGAGACUCAUGGGACAUUUAUUUCUCCCGCCUCUUCCCAGCUUCUGGCAGUGUGGGAACAGGAGUGCAGGUGCUGUCUGUGUCUCAUAAAGGCAUCAAGCUGCUUAAGAUGGUGAAGAGCAGCUCUACUGCUCCAGACUACUUCAGAGUGCUGAGGCCUUACAGCUAUUCGGACAUCCUGUUCGUGUCGAUUCCGUCAAAGAACAUGCUGGAGUUCAACCUGACCAACGAGAAGCUGAUCCUGUUCUCGGCCAAGGCGCCACAGGUCAAACACAUGAUCGACCACUUCCUCACAGAGCUUAAGAAGGACUCAGAGUAUGUGGUGGCGGUGAGGAACUAUGUUACAGAGGACAGGACUCUGCUCAGCUUCCACAAAGGAGACAUCAUCAGACUACAGCACAUGGACGGGCUGGAGGCCGGAAAACAUUACGGCUGCAUAGUGAGGAAGAAGGUCAUGCUUCUGGAGGAGCUGAAGAGAGACACUUCUGAGUUUGGCUGGCGGUUUGGGGCUGUGUACGGAAAAUCAGGACUGUUUCCCACUGAGUAUGUCCGUCCUGUGGCUGCUCCGGACUUCCUGGUUCUCCCUGCUGAGCGCGUGGAGCCUCGAGACAGACAGGGACGAGUGGCUGCAUCCGCUGCUAUCGCCGUGGCAAUGGGCUCAGCUGUAGCUGCCCAUGAGCUUGACCUCUCCACAGAGGCAGUAAAUGAGAUGUAUGGGGAGAGUCUGAGCGCCGAACUGGACGAUCUGCCUCUGCACAGCGGCCAGUACCAUAUGACUGAGUUUGCCAAGAAAUACUUUAGAGAGGCACAGAGAAACAGAAGUGAUCAAAAAGCCAAAAAGGGGAAGGACGGAAGAGACCCUGCUGACAUGGUCAAAUUCUCCAAGUCUCCGAUCCAGGAGUCUCUGAUCGACUUCUCCGACAGUGGGAUGAACAGAGUGGCAGCUGACAUCUUCUUAGCCAUAAUGAAGUUCAUGGGAGAUUUCCCACUGAAAGGUCAGACUGAACAGGACCUGGUCACCACUAUACUGAAGUUAAGUGGCGACCAUGGCCUGAUAAAGGAUGAGGCCUACUGCCAGGUGAUGAAACAAGUUACGGUCAACACCAGCUCCAAACCGGACAGUUGCCAUAGAGGAUGGAGGCUGUUGUACAUCCUGACAGCUUUCCAUCGCUGCUCUGAUGUUAUGAAGCCAUUUCUGCUGAAGUUUCUGCAGGACGCCUGUGAUAACCCUGGGAUGCAGUACCAAGGUAUUGCCAAGGCAUGUGAGCAGAAUCUGAGGAGGACUUUUCAAUAUGGUGGACGUGCACAGUAUCCUAACAGCAUGGAACUCAAGGCUAUGCUGGCUGGGCGGAGCUCCAAGAGACAGCUGUUCCUGCUACCAGGUGGGAUCGAAAGGCACUUGAAAAUCAAGACAUGCUCUGUUGCUUUGGAUGCCAUCGAGGAGCUUUGCUACGAGAUGGGGCUACAGAGGGUCGAGGCUUUGGAUGAAUAUGCCAUCUUUCUGGUCACACACAGAGGUCAGAAUGUGCGUCCCCUGAACAAGCGCGAGUACAUCCUGGACAUCGCAACAGAGGCAGAACCAGUGGAUGCCAACUACAGUCUGUGGUUCAGGAGAGUCAUAUGGAGUCUGGCUCUCAAACUCGACAAUGAACUCUAUGUCACCAUGCACUACAAUCAGGUGUUGCCCGACUACUUGAAGGCCUUGCUGAGUGUGGUUCCUCAGGGAAAGGCCAGUGAACAGCACCUGCAGCAGAUCGCCAGACUGGCUGCCCUACAGCACCGUGCCAAGGACACCGUCUACCUGCCCACCCUCCGUGAGGUGCAGGAGUGUGUCCCCCCACUGUUAUACAGCAAACAGGGUUCACAGCAUUGGCUGAAUAUGACAACUCAACACAUGCAGCAGGUCCAGCCUUUAAAUCCACACCAGGCCUGUGCACAGUUCCUUGGUCUGGUCAGUGCCUUCCCCAUGUUCGGCUCCUCCUUCUUCUACAUCCAGAGCUGUAGCUCCGCUUCCAUCCACGCCCCGUGCAUCCUGGCAGUAAAUCUGAAUGGACUGCACUUUCUUAACAAGGAUACCCACGAGGCCAUGGUGCGUUUCCCUCUGAAGGAGGUCCAAUCAACUCGCACCCAGAGACCAACAUCAGGCUCCAGUUAUCCAUAUGUGGAGAUCAUGAUAGGAGACCUGCUCAAUCAGCGCAUCACACAGCUACAGCUGGAGCAGGGCCUGGAGCUGUGCCGAGUCGUUGCCAUGCACAUGGAGAACAUGUUGUCAGUCAGGGAAAAGAGACUGACUUUGCCACCAAGCGAAAUCACCCUGCUAUAGCACAAACAUGCACACACAGAGAAGUCAUACUUUAUGCCUACUAAAUGUACUGUAUCUACCUCUAUUUUAAAAAUAGGAUAUUUUCAUAUGUAAUGGUAAUGUUUCUGUAAUGCGAUGAAUGUAUGGUGAUGAUGUUGAUAAUGAUCUUGCACUGAACAAGGGUAUAGGAACCUUUGCUGUCGUUGGCUCUGUACAAAGAAACUACAGUGUGUGAAAGAUAAAUGAAUAACUGGCAAACUUGA